Molecule: messenger RNA, 417 nt
Organism: Hymenoscyphus albidus
Lineage: Eukaryota; Fungi; Ascomycota; Leotiomycetes; Helotiales; Helotiaceae
Source: the annotation of a GenBank genome assembly
AUGCAACUUCAGCCCAAUCGCGCGGGCAAGGAUAUUAUGACCUUGAGCAGCUUGAUGGUUGAUAUGUAGGGAACGAAAGAAAAUGUUUUUCAGUAUUGAAAGCAAUAUCAACUCACGGACUCUACCGGCGGUACCAAUGUCGCUGCCCUUGCAGGUUUUGGGGGGUUUGCCUGGCAGGGAGCACUAGAUAUUGGAACAAGCCAGGUGAUGCCAUUGUGCAUGGCGAAAGUUCGAAGGAUGAAGCAUCUUGGACCCUCGACGAAAACAACGGGGACUCCUCAUUGGAUCGAUACUGGCUGUUCCCGAGGAAAACGGACCCAAGAUGGGAGAGACAACAUCCGUAAAGGCAGCCAGCAGCAGCAUUCUGCUGGUCAACUCGCGAUAACCAUCCGCAGCGCAGAGUGGUCGAAGCUUUGA